Messenger RNA from Enterobius vermicularis (human pinworm), 546 nucleotides. The record is from the annotation of a GenBank genome assembly. NCBI's taxonomy places the organism in Eukaryota, Metazoa, Nematoda, Chromadorea, Rhabditida, Oxyuridae.
UUGUCUGCUAUAACCUGUGAAUACGGCAUUCUGAACGUUCGUGCUUAUUAUAAUGCUAAUUCAGAAACGCUUGUUGUAGAUGUUAUUGGAGCAAAACAAGUUAUUCCACUGGAUUCGAACGGGCUUAGCGACCCGUUUGUUGUCAUUGAACUUGUUCCCCGGAUAAAAUUCAGCAACUCCCCAACUUUCAAGACUCGAAUUAUUAACAAAACAUUGAGCCCGACAUUUGAUGAGACUUUCGAGUUCCACAUGUCUACACGUGAUUUUGAGUUGGGUAUGAUCCAUUUUAUCGUGAUGGAUCAUGAUUUCUUGAGAGCCAACGAUUUUGCUGGUGAAGCAUUUUUGCAACUAAACGAUGUCCCCGGAUACGGACCGAAUGCUGGGACUGCAUUGAAGCAGUUCAACUUGAUUUUAAUACAUCCGCAGAAUAAAGGUGCGCCUGCAUUUAGCUUACCUGUCGGAUCAUCUAUUCUCUCACUGUUGGAACGACGAAAAAACGACUUGAAAGCUCAAGAAUUUCUUCGGUCCUUGCACGUUGUCCACUAG